AUGUUAGGUCUACCUUCUAAGGGAAAAUACCAUUCAUAUCACUUGACAUUAGUUCCAUGCAUUGCUAUUGCAGUUACCGCUAUUGCUUUUGUGAUGCUCAUAGUCUUGAUAGUUCUAAUUCGCCAAAAGAGCAGAGAGCUAGAUGAGCCUGAUAACAUUGGUAAACCCCAUUCAAAAACCCUACCUUCUAUGCCAACAUGGAAAUUUCAGGAAGGCUCUUCAUCUAUCUUUCGAAAGUUCAACUUCAAAGAGAUAAAGAAAGCAACAGAGGGGUUUACCACCGUCAUUGGCCAAGGGGGAUUUGGAACAGUAUAUAAAGCUCAUUUUAGUGAUGGCCAAAUUGUAGCAGUAAAGCAGAUGAACAGAAUCUCAGAACAGGCAUAG
Vicia faba (fava bean) is the source of this 384-nucleotide messenger RNA. The record is from the annotation of a GenBank genome assembly. NCBI's taxonomy places the organism in Eukaryota, Viridiplantae, Streptophyta, Magnoliopsida, Fabales, Fabaceae.